AUGGCGCCGGCCCUUUUCGGAGGUGGCCGAAAACGCAAGCCGGAGGUGGAGGAGGAGGAGGAGCUGCUCUCGCUCGUGAUCACCCCUGAGACCUUUGGCCUCCUGAAAGACCGAGUAUAUUUGGCCAAACUGACUGCGCUCCGGCAACUGGAAAUCUCGACGGUAUGUAGCGGCGACGAUCAGACCGUCACGGAUGGCAGGAAGAAGACCGCCCAGAAAAAACGUGGCGAUCAUGGCCGUGGCGACCAAUUGGUUGGGACGCAGUUGGUGGGGACCCAGUUGGUGGGAAAACGGCUGGAAAUCGAAGAAGUCUACUGCCACGACUGA
Messenger RNA from Gregarina niphandrodes, 327 nucleotides. RefSeq lists its product as hypothetical. Bases 1 to 327 code for a protein of 108 amino acids. The transcript has 2 exons. The record is from RefSeq and is a predicted model, not a curated record. NCBI's taxonomy places the organism in Eukaryota, Apicomplexa, Conoidasida, Eugregarinorida, Gregarinidae.